CUAUCUCCCCUGGGGAGCAGCGAGAUGAGCGUAGGGCCAGAGCGGCCGGAAGUGAGUCUAGCAGGAGGCACGCCUGCCGCGCUGGCCGUGUUGGAGGUGCUGGCGUUGUAUCGCCUCUAUUUCCCCUGUGGUAUUUUCUUCUAGGGAUCGGGAAAGAGCAGGCCCCAGAUGGACUCUGGGAAGGACGAGGAAAAUCGGCCACAGCCCUCAGGACCACCCACCAGGAAGAAGUUUGUUAUCCCACUGGAGGAAGACGAGGUGCCUUCACGGGCCAAGCCCUUAUUCAAAUCAUCACGGAACCCCACCCCCACAGCAACCUCCACCCAUUCCGCCCCUCUGACCUACGCAGAGUACACCAUUGCCCAGCCUCCAGGAGGGGCUGGGGCCACAGUGCCCACAGGCUCUGAACCUGCGACCGGAGACAGCCCCAGCCAGACUCUGAAAGCAGGAACAAAGUCCAGUAGCAUCAUCGUGAGCCCGCGGCAGAGGGGCAACCCCGUGUUGAAGUUUGUUCGCAGUGUGCCCUGGGAAUUCGGUGAGGUGACUCCUGAUUAUGUGCUGGGCCAGAGCACCUGCGCCCUUUUCCUCAGCCUCCGCUACCACAACCUGCAUCCAGACUACAUCCAUGAACGGCUGCAGAGCCUGGGGAAGAACUUCGCCCUGCGUGUGCUGCUGGUCCAGGUGGAUGUGAAAGAUCCCCAGCAGGCUCUUAAGGAGCUGGCUAAGAUUUGCAUCUUGGCUGACUGCACCCUGGUCCUGGCCUGGAGUGCAGAGGAAGCAGGGCGGUACCUGGAGACCUACAAGGCGUAUGAGCAGAAGCCUGCCGACCUCCUUAUGGAAAAGCUGGAACAGAACUUCCUAUCACGGGCCACUGAGUGUCUGACCACUGUGAAAUCUGUGAACAAGACCGACAGCCAGACCCUCCUCACUACAUUUGGAUCCCUGGAACAGCUCAUCACCGCAUCACGGGAGGAUCUAGCCUUGUGCCCAGGCCUGGGUCCCCAGAAGGCCCGCAGGCUUUUUGAAGUACUACAUGAACCCUUCCUCAAAGUGCCCCGAUGACCCCCUGCCACCGAGGCCCCGUGUCACACAAUAAAGCAUUUCCAUGCCCAG
Rattus rattus (black rat) is the source of this 1113-nucleotide messenger RNA. RefSeq names its product ERCC excision repair 1, endonuclease non-catalytic subunit (gene Ercc1). The transcript is spliced from 10 exons. NCBI's taxonomy places the organism in Eukaryota, Metazoa, Chordata, Mammalia, Rodentia, Muridae. Gene Ontology annotation, molecular function: single-stranded DNA binding; damaged DNA binding. Gene Ontology annotation, biological process: nucleotide-excision repair; UV-damage excision repair; meiotic mismatch repair. Gene Ontology annotation, cellular component: nucleotide-excision repair factor 1 complex; nucleus; ERCC4-ERCC1 complex. The record is from RefSeq and is a predicted model, not a curated record. Bases 169 to 1062 code for a protein of 297 amino acids.